Messenger RNA from Ylistrum balloti, 583 nucleotides. RefSeq names its product caveolin-1-like. The coding region runs from base 26 to 427 and encodes 133 amino acids. Gene Ontology annotation, molecular function: molecular adaptor activity. The record is from RefSeq and is a predicted model, not a curated record. NCBI's taxonomy places the organism in Eukaryota, Metazoa, Mollusca, Bivalvia, Pectinida, Pectinidae. The transcript has 2 exons. Gene Ontology annotation, biological process: caveola assembly. Gene Ontology annotation, cellular component: caveola.
CAGUAUCUCCAAAAGGCACACCAAAAUGGCGGAGCAAGCAACGGAAGUUGAUUUGGAUAACAGGGAUCCUAACUCUCUUAACUCCACAAUUCAGGUCGCCUUUGAAGAUGUGCUAGGAGAACCAGAGGGAGCCCAUAGCAUCGACUGUGUCUGGAAAAACAGUUACAAAUGCUUUACAUGCGGAAAGAACUGUUGUUACAAGUUCAUGAGCACACUGUGUGGAAUAUGUAUCGCUCUGUACUGGGGAUGUGAGUUCGCCAUGAUCACAUUUGAGAUGGUGUGGUGUUGUACACCUGCUCUCAAAGUUCACUCCAUUCUUCUUGGAAUCUGUCAACGUUUCUUCGGAUCUUGCAUCCAGUGCUGUCUGGCUCCUGUCUGUGAAACGAUUGGAUUAUGUUUUAGCAACAUUACUAUUACUAAAAAGUGACAUACUUCCAGUUAUCAUUGAACUCUGUGCCAUCUACAAAUUAAAUGACUGUGAUAUGAAGAUAACUCCAAUAGUUUUCUGAAAACAUGUAACAUUUUACAAACACUUGAUCUUAUAUUAAUUUCAUGUGGAAUUGUACUUGAUAUGUUUAUUGCU